This is a messenger RNA of Symbiodinium sp. CCMP2592, 291 nucleotides long. NCBI's taxonomy places the organism in Eukaryota, Dinophyceae, Suessiales, Symbiodiniaceae. The record is from the annotation of a GenBank genome assembly.
AUGAACGCGCUCUACUUCGGAGUCGAGGAGGUGCCUUCGCCGACAACAUCAGGCAAGGCACCACGUGCGUACAUCUACCAGGACACAGCUGGGGCCACCGUGAAAAAGCACUUCCUUACGCUGGUCUGGCAGGAAGAGUGGACUCAGAAUCCCUUUGCUCGCCACAAGUACAUCAAAGGCAAGAUCGUUUACCAACGAAGCCCGGAGGACAUCGAGUUCUUCACAAAGGCCUACACCAUCAUGGAUGGUAGGAUGAUGCUCUCCGAGAUAGAGGACAGCCGACUCUUGUGA